AUGGCAGCACCGGCUAACAAGACAAUCGGCGACCUUGGAGGCAAAUGGGUUAUGAACAAGACCCUCUCCGACGACGUCGAGCCGGGCCUGGCCCUGCAGGGCAUCGGCUGGAUGACGCGCAAGGCCAUCGGGCUGGCGACAGUGACGCUGCAGGUCAAGCAGUACACGGACGCGGCGGACGGCAAGCCGCACCUGGACAUCGAGCAGACAGCCACGGGCGGGAUCAAGGGCACGUCGGAGCACCGGACGCUCGACGACACGCCGCGCGAGCACGCGGACUGGCUCUUCGGCAAGGUCAAGGGGCGCUCCCUCUACAUCGCGGCGGACGCCCUGCCCGCCAAGGUCAAGGAGCAGCUCCUGGGCGACGACUUCCUGACCGAGGGCUGGCUCCAGAGCGACGAGGAGAAGACGGGCCCCGGCGGCGCGCUGCACGUCGUGAACUGGGUCGAGGCCGAGGCCGGCUGGACGGUGGCGCAGGUCUGGGGCUUCCAGACUGUCGGCGGAGAGAGGCGGUAUGCCAGGAACAUCGUGAUUACGAACAAGGACAAGAAGGUCGAGCUGAGAUUGGUCUAUGACUUCAUAUCGGAGUAG
Truncatella angustata is the source of this 591-nucleotide messenger RNA. RefSeq lists its product as uncharacterized. The record is from RefSeq and is a predicted model, not a curated record. The coding region runs from base 1 to 591 and encodes 196 amino acids. Lineage: Eukaryota; Fungi; Ascomycota; Sordariomycetes; Amphisphaeriales; Sporocadaceae. The transcript is spliced from 2 exons.